AUGUUGAGCUCGCAGAUCGCCAUAGUAGACGACGACAUGUUCGACCUCGACCUCGCCUUGACGAUGCCGGAAGUUUCCGCCGAGAAGCGCCGGCCGGAUGCGGAAUCCACGGCCGCCGCUCGCCUCCUGGUCGGAGCUAUGCCGGAGGUAAGCGCCGGCGCCGGCGCCGGUAAUCAUUGUGUUGUAUGUAUGGAAGAAUUCGGAAAUGAGGAAACGGGAAAGCGAAUACCGUGCGGACACGUGUUCCACGAAGGUUGCAUUUCCGAUUGGCUCUCGCUCCACAAUGCCUGCCCUCUCUGCCGCCGUACACUCGCCCUUUAA
Molecule: messenger RNA, 321 nt
Organism: Andrographis paniculata
Lineage: Eukaryota; Viridiplantae; Streptophyta; Magnoliopsida; Lamiales; Acanthaceae
Product: E3 ubiquitin-protein ligase MPSR1-like
Exons: 1
Coding region: 1-321 (106 amino acids)
Source: RefSeq, a predicted model, not a curated record